AUGUCCGGAGUAGCUACCCCGACGUUAAGCGUCGAUACAAGCAACAAGUCGUUGACACCACCCGAUGCAGUUGUCCAGCGGGACGCUAAUGAUGUGGAGGGCCUUAUCCGUGAUAAGAUUGAGAGAGAUCCUGUUGAUAUACUGGCAUAUUUGGAGCUGAUACAGUACUAUGAAUCUCGAGAUGCGUUUGAGGACUCUAGGAAGGUAUAUACACAAUUACAUAAUAAAUUCCCGUACUAUUCACCAUUGUGGACUCUGCAGUUGAAGGGCGAACUACAACGAGAUGAAUUUAAGACAGUUGAAAGAUUACUAGCUGAAUGCUUAUCUGGUGAAAAGGCCAAUAAUGAUUUACAUUUGUGGGCAACUUACUUGGAUUAUGUGCGUCGAACGAAUAAUUUGAUUACUGGAGGACAGGAAGCCCGAGCAGUUGUUGUGAGAGCAUUUGAGUUAGUUAUGGAGAAAUGUGCUGUAUUUGAGCCGCGCUCCUCAUUCUUUUGGAAUGAUUAUCUAGGGUUCCUGGAACAGUGGAAACCUGUUAAUAAAUGGGAAGAGCAACAACGAAUUGAUAUGAUCAGGAGACUUUAUAAAAGAAUGCUUAGCGUUCCAUUCGAGAGUAUCGAAAAGACCUGGAAUAGAUAUACACAGUGGGAACAAGAUGUCAAUUCUUUGACCGCAAGAAAGUUCAUUGGUGAGCUAUCGUCAGAUUAUAUGAAGGCUCGUUCAUUGUAUCAAGAAUGGUCCCAUCUGACAAGAGGUCUAAAAAGAUCUGUUCCAUCAAGUUUGGCUACUGCAAAUAAGAAUACGACUCCAAGAUCUGACGAGCCAGUAGACUCAAGCCAAUUGAAGGUAUGGCUAAAUUGGAUCAAGUGGGAGAAAGAUAAUAAAUUGGGCCUUGAAGAAAGUGUGCUCAGUGCAAGAAUUACUUACAUAUACAAGCAAGGCGUGCAACAUAUGCUCUUUGCUGCUGAGAUGUGGUAUGACUACGCUAUGUAUGUUUCUGACACUUCAGAACGUUGCCAGAUCUUACAUACAGCGGUCUUGGCUAACCCAACAUCGCCCUCGCUUACCUUCAAACUCGCCGAAUGCUACGAGUUAGACAAUAAGUUGGAUUUGGUUCAAAAAUGUUUUGACGAUUGUUCGCAGAGUUUACUGCACCAGUAUCGUUCAGAUCUCGCUGCUAAAGAUGAGCUUACGAUUUACAGACAAAAGAAAAAUUUGACGUUUGUCAACUGUAUAUACAUGAACACAAUGAAGAGAUUAUCGGGACUAUCAGCAGCUCGAUCUGUCUUUGGUAAAUGUCGUAAACUCAAAAAUAAUUUGACCCAUGAUAUUUACAUCGAGAAUGCUUAUCUGGAGUACCAAAACCAGAAUGAUUACAAAACUGCAUGCAAAGUCUUGGAGUUGGGGCUGAAAUAUUUUCAAGAGGAUUCUGUUUAUGUGAACAAAUAUUUGGACUUCCUGAUUGUGCUCAAUAAGGAUCCUCAAAUCAAGACUCUAUUUGAAACUUCUGCAGAAAGGUUAAAGGAUUUAGAAGGCUUGAGAUCAUUGUACAAGAAGAUGAUCAGUUACGAGUCGAAAUUUGGGAGCUUGAGUAAUGUUUACUCGCUUGAGAAAAGAUUCUUUGAAAGGUUCCCACAGGAAAAUUUGAUCGAAGUCUUUACGGAUAGAUAUCAAGUUCAGGACGUGAACUUGAUUAAGAAGCUUGAAUUGACAUACAUGGAUAAUGAGCCAGCCACGAACUCAGAGGAUUUGUUAAACUCGUCAUUGAAAAGAUCUCGCGACGGUCAAGCAAAUGGUCAGCCUCAAAAAAGAAUCAAGAAAGAGCCAUCAGUCCCCUCUGAGAUUUUUGAUUUACUUGCAAUAAUCCCUAAACGCCAGUAUUUCAAGGUAGCCCUACUGGAUCCACAGAAUUUGGUCACCUAUUUGAACGAACAAGUGGAACUCCCACAGAGUGGUAGCACGUAG
Messenger RNA from Torulaspora delbrueckii, 1965 nucleotides. It is a transcript of the gene RNA14, whose product is annotated as cleavage polyadenylation factor subunit RNA14. The transcript has a single exon. Gene Ontology annotation, biological process: mRNA 3'-end processing. The record is from RefSeq and is a predicted model, not a curated record. Gene Ontology annotation, molecular function: mRNA binding; protein binding. Bases 1 to 1965 code for a protein of 654 amino acids. Lineage: Eukaryota; Fungi; Ascomycota; Saccharomycetes; Saccharomycetales; Saccharomycetaceae. Gene Ontology annotation, cellular component: nucleus.